This is a messenger RNA of Drosophila rhopaloa, 423 nucleotides long. Its product is annotated as ataxin-8-like. The record is from RefSeq and is a predicted model, not a curated record. The transcript is spliced from 2 exons. Lineage: Eukaryota; Metazoa; Arthropoda; Insecta; Diptera; Drosophilidae.
AUGGCGAUGGCGAUAGCGACAAAUCUGAUACGAGAUUGCGAGGCGGAUGCGGAUUCAGAUUCAGAUGCGUCCCCGGUCGAGGAUUAUAUCUGGGAGCAACAGCAACAUCAACAGCAACAGCAACCACAGCGGAGCCUGAUAUUGAUGGCAUGUCGACAACAACACAUGCAGCAGCCAUGGCAACAGCAACAACUACAUAAAAAACAGCAGCAGCAACUGUAUCAGGAGCAACAGCAGCAGCAUCAACUGCAGCAACAGUACCAUCAGCAACAGCAUCAGCAGUACCAAAAACAACAGCAGCAGCAACACUAACAGCAACACCAACAGCAACACCAAAAGCAGCAGCAGCAACAGCAGCAGCAAUAUACAGAUUGCCAACAACAGCAGCAACAUCAUCGGCAGCAGCAGCAACAACAUGAGUGA